Molecule: messenger RNA, 757 nt
Organism: Pteronotus mesoamericanus
Lineage: Eukaryota; Metazoa; Chordata; Mammalia; Chiroptera; Mormoopidae
Gene: EMP1
Product: epithelial membrane protein 1
Exons: 5
Coding region: 190-672 (160 amino acids)
Cellular component (GO): plasma membrane
Source: RefSeq, a predicted model, not a curated record
CAUCACACACCCCAGCACACCAGCGCAGGAAACUUAUAACCUCGGGAGGCAGGUCCCUCCCUUCACUGUGGUCACAAAGCUCCAGAAGAGCAGACGAGCCACCAGCAGCUGCCAGCUCCUGACACUCAGGGGGCCUCUGCCUUUGGGACCCUCAGGACUUUCCACCUGCUAAAUCAUCAAAAAGCCAAGAUGUUGGUAUUACUGGCUGGCAUCUUUGUAGUCCACAUCGCCACUGUGAUUAUGUUAUUUGUUUCCACCAUUGCCAAUGUCUGGGUGGUUUCAGAUAAUACAAAAGCAUCAGUAGGCCUUUGGAAAAACUGUACCGGAGGCAACUGUGAUGGAAGCCUGUUCUAUGCCCAUGAAGAUGCGCUCAAGGCAGUGCAGGCCUUCAUGAUCCUUUCCAUCAUCUUCUCUGUCAUCUCCCUCGUGGUCUUCGUGUUCCAGCUCUUCACCAUGGAGAAGGGAAACCGCUUCUUCCUCUCGGGGGCGACGAUGCUGGUGUGCUGGCUAUGCAUUAUGGUUGGGGUGUCCAUCUAUACUCACCAUUACGCAAGUGGUCAGAAAGCUCUCUACACCCAAAGUCACCAUGGCUAUUGCUUCAUCCUGACCUGGAUCUGCUUCUGCUUUAGCUUCAUCAUUGGCAUUCUCUACCUGGUCCUGAGAAAGAAAUAAGGCUGAACAAGUUCAUGGGGAUCUGGGGGGUGGGGAGGAGGAAGCCACGGAAUCUGGGAGGGAAGUGAAAGUUGCUCUGCAGGAA